Molecule: messenger RNA, 1605 nt
Organism: Sphenostylis stenocarpa
Lineage: Eukaryota; Viridiplantae; Streptophyta; Magnoliopsida; Fabales; Fabaceae
Source: the annotation of a GenBank genome assembly
AUGUCUAAGGGAGGGAAGAUCAUUGACUUCGAUUGGAUAAAGGAGUUCCUGGACUUGUCCGAUGAGGAAUCAAAACAUGUCGUCUUGUCGGAGGUGAAAAUUGUGGACGAUGACGAUGAUGAUUGCGUGAUUCUGGAUGGUGACCCAGAAAACCGAGUCACCACCCUGAAUGACUCACCAACUGAGUCAGACGAGUUGCUUGUUGUUGGGGAGAAGGGACAGAUUGCGUGCAGAGACUAUCCUCAUCCCCGGCAUCUUUGUGUCAAAUUCCCUUUUUCUUCCACCCCACACGAGAAACACUGUGACCAAUGCCACUGUUAUGUGUGUGACUCGGUAGCACCUUGUCUGAAGUGGGGCACUGGCCUUUCAGGCACAGAUCAUUGUCAUGCAACUGAUAAAUCUGAGACAUGGAGAACUCUGAGGAAAAAUUUCAUUUUGGGAAAGGCUGCCCCAUCACUUGUUUCAACCAAUGGUAGUACUUUGGGUGAUGUCACGAAUGUCCAACAUAAUCAUAGUCUACCACUUGACAUUAGGCUAUUGUCUCCAAAUUUCAUGUUGAAUGAGACAUCAAUGGCAACUGCCACACAUACAUGCUCCCCAGUAAAUUUCAUACCUCAAAGUCAAGCCUCCAGAUCAGUUAUAAUGCAUACGCACCCGCCACUGAAUUCCAGGCCAAAUAUUGGUAGAUGUCGAGAGUCAGGAUCUACUUUGCUGAGAAACAGAUACCAGUCUCGUUCCAUUCCACAGCGUGUGCUUGGUGUGCGCAAUCAUGGCAUUCAAAGGGUGAAAAGACAUGGAAACGAUUUAGGGCCUCAGUUCCUCAGUUCUCAUGCCAUGCUUGAAGGGUUGGGCAGCGUUGGUGUUCGGAGCACCCUGCCAAUGAACCAUUCUACUCAUGGUGCUUCUGCAUUCAGCAAUAGUGUCAAUCAUGCUUGUGCAACUGGAUUUUCAAAUAACAAAACUUGUUAUGGAGAAAAUGAUGUUUAUGUCCCCCAAAAUUUAUUGUACCCUUUUCCUUGCUCUCAGAAAGAAAACCUCAGCUCGGUCAACAAUCGAAUAACGAAUGCAAGUUAUGAAAGCCAAGCAUGUUACGAUUCAAAUGGUAGCCAAACUUUGUAUGCUUAUUCUGUUCAAGGUAGCAAUGAUCCUUCAAGUCAUGUGGUUGGACUGGGUAGAAAUCAGUCUAUAAACGAGCAACAAACGGGAUGUCAAAAUGAAAAUGCUUGUGGAAAUGUAACCCAAAGUGGAACUGCAAUUCAAUACUUUUUCCAACAGAAACAUCAUGAUGCGUGUCAAAUUGAAUCUGCACUAAGGGCAGAUUUUUCAGCCUUUCACUCAAGUAGGAUUGAGGUUACCAAUCAAAGCAUGACUUAUCUACAAGGCUCAGAUUCUAUGAACACAUCAUCCAAUGUCAAAGAGUCUGGUACCCAGUUUCCCGGAAGCACUGGUCUUGGCUCGGUGGAUGAUAUCAAAAGGUGGCUUUUUAACGAAGAAAACUCAGUCCUGGAUGAUACUUUGGCAUCUGAACUUAACAUGCCAUAUCCUGAUGCCGACAUGCUCUUAUUUGAUUUUGACAAUUAUUGGGAUUGUCUGGCCUUUGUCUAG